GAUGGGUGGUCAAGUGCUGGGCCGGCCGCCUAGUCUGUCCCAGAGAUGCCCAGUGCUGGCAGCCAGCCCCAGUGCCUGCCAGGCCCGCGGCCCGAACCACUGCUGCCGGCCCGGCUGCACGGCACCCACUGGCCACAUUUUUCCACCUGUUUUUCCGAGUGAGUGCUAUUAUUACCUACUUGUUCUGUGACUGGUUCAGCAACAGCUUUGUUGCCUGUUUUGUCACUAUUCUCCUCCUUCUAUCAUUUGACUUUUGGUCAGUUAAGAAUGUGACAGGAAGGCUUUUGGUUGGUUUGCGUUGGUGGAACCAGAUUGAUGAAGAUGGAAAAAGCCACUGGGUGUUUGAAGCAAAAAGGGUGCCUACAAUAGCUGCCUCAACUGAAGCUGAAGCUCGAAUCUUUUGGCUUGGUCUCAUUAUCUGUCCAGUUAUUUGGACGGUGUUUUUCUUUAGCACCUUGUUCUCCUUGAAGCUGAAAUGGCUGGCUCUUGUGAUAGCUGGGAUCUCCCUUCAGACUGCCAAUUUAUAUGGCUACAUCCACUGCAAAUUAGGGGGACAAAAAAGCAUCAGCAGAGUGACUUCAAGGUUUUUUGUCACAGCAGAUGUUCCUAAGAGUAAGUACUGUGUUGGUCUGUCAGCUACAGCUCAUCAAGUAUCACAUACUGACCUGCCUUAUGCUGCUGGUUUUGCCUCUUCCCAGGUCUUAGUUCCUAAAAAUCACUCCCAGCAGGGCCAUCUUGAUUCUCCACUGGGCCUCGCUGAUGGAACUCGCUCAGAGGGGCCAUACCCCAUGUCACUUUGCUCUGUGUUUGGAAGCCUGCUGAAGCUUCACAACUGA
Messenger RNA from Tauraco erythrolophus (red-crested turaco), 836 nucleotides. The record is from RefSeq and is a predicted model, not a curated record. NCBI's taxonomy places the organism in Eukaryota, Metazoa, Chordata, Aves, Musophagiformes, Musophagidae.